AUGAACAAGCAGACAAUGUUCCGGACUUUGAUCGUGGCAGUGCCGGUAGGCGUGGCAGCGCUGGCAGCGGCAUAUUUUUACCGGGGAUCCCUUCUACCGCCCGCUCAGGAAGCUGUUGAAGCCGCUUCUGCACCCGCAGUGGGAGAAGACAAGACCGGCAAGGUCGAAAAGCAGACAACGUCCGUACCGAUCGGCGUUGAGACUGGCGACAGCCAGCAGGAGCAGGAAACUUCCGCGCAAACAGACACACCCCAGGCGACUGAGCAGGCGCCGGUUGAAGGCCCCAGUUUUGAUGUUGUCGGGGUCGAGCCGACUGGUGAAACCGUCGUGGCGGGACGUUCCGACGCGGGUGCCAUCGUCGCUUUGACUGCCAAUGGCGAGGUUGUCGGCAAGAGUAUCGCCAAUGAGGCGGGUGAGUGGACAAUCAUUCUUGAGGAACCGCUGAAGCCAGGCGACUAUGACGUCGGGCUGGAAGUCCAUGAUGAAAAAGGCGAUGCCAUCGAGGAGUCAGGUCAGCGGCUUGCCGUAUCUGUCCCUGAAGACGGCCAGGAAAAGCCACUGGUCGUGCUCAACGAUUCCGAGGGGCCGUCUGAUAUUCUGCAAAAACCGAAGACGGAAAUACAGGUUGCUGAUGCUGACGCAACCUCACAAACACAAGCUGUUGCAAACCAGUCCGCGACAGCCACGACAAGCAAGCGCUCUGCAGACGGUGACGAUACCGUUAUCGCUGCCUUGCCCAAGACUGCCGUGGAGGACAAUACCGGCGAAUCCCGGUCUUCACAGCCUGCCGAGCGGCAGCCUGUUCAAUCGGAAGGUGGUGCCGAUGGCCAAACCGCGGGAAGCGUCGAGGCAGGAUCUGGCGCACAGGCACCAUCUGUUGAGGUGGCAGCCGAAGAGCAACCUGCGACGCCUCGGAAUUCUUCCGACACCGCCGAAGGAACCGACGUUGCUGUCUUGAACGAAGGCCAGGCCGCGGCGGCUGAUGAGAAUGUACCCGGCCGGGAGCAGGCAUCUGCAACGGGCACGGGGCAGGCGGUGACAACAGCACCGGAAAAUGCAGAAGGUCAGGGCGGGGCGCAGGCUUCGAAUCCUGCCGGCACCCCGCAACCAAAGCCGGAAGCGGAAGGUACAUCGGUAACUGCGAGUGCUGGCAGCGCUCAGACCCGGACCGAAACAGACGCUGGAGUAGGGAGCGGGACUGUUCAGCAACCGUCGUCCAGCACGGCAUCUGCUGACACCGUCACCGGCUCGCAGCAACCUGCAUCAUCUCCGGAUGUAACGGUUGAAGCGGUCGAAUCAGAACCGGACAAGGUCUACAUCGCGGGAACCGGCAAGCCGGGGUCCUCGGUUCGUGUCUAUGUUGGCGAAGACUUUCAGGGAGAAGCGAAAGUCAAUUCCAGCGGCAAAUGGCUGGUCGAGGGCACCAAGAAUGUUGCCGAAGGGAAUGUGGAAGUCAGGGCCGACCUGAUUGCAAAAGACGGAAACACUGUGGAUGCGCGGGCAGCCGUGACCUUCGAAAAGGAACAGGACAAGCAGAUUGUUCUGACCAAGGUCGUGGCCACCGGUGCAGGCAGCGGGCAGGGGAGCCAGGGCGCGGACGUCCAGAAGUCUCUUCCAGUCGUCAUAAUCCGCAAAGGCGACAACCUGUGGCGCAUUUCGCGGCGGCUCUAUGGUGAUGGUGUUCGUUAUACGACGAUCUACCAGGCGAACCAGGACCAGAUAAGAGAUCCCGACCUGAUCUAUCCCGGGCAGGUGUUCCUGACCCCUGAAGGCGAUCUGAACUGGCCGGACAGGCCGAUGAGCGAGACGGAAUGUCCGUCGACAAACGACAACAGGAAGUGCCUGUCGAAUUGUGAGGAGCUCGCCGCAAUCUUUCGUGCGCUCGGCCAUCCGGCGCGCAUUGCAAUCAUCAAGCAGCUGGCCACGCAGGAAGAGGCUUGCUGCGGCGAGAUCGUAAAUCAUCUUCCCCUGGCUCAGUCGACCGUCUCACAGCACCUGCAGGUACUCAAGGAUGCCGGACUGUUGAUCUGCGAUGCCCGGGGCCGAAAUUGCCACUAUCUCUUGAACCGCGAGAAACUGAAGCGGGCGGAGCAUUGCUCGAAGGAAUUCUGGCAGGAUCUCAAUUCUCUGAAACCGUUGCCCUCUGACGCUGCCGUGCCGGUGACACUCAAAAAAGACUGCUCUGCCGAUGCGGCUGCAGGCAGCCAAAGCUCCCAUUCUCAAAAGGUCGUCAGCGCGGACGAGGGGAGCACGUUUGAGACACUUUCCAAUCUCUGGCCGUAUAUCUGGCCUUCCGAUCGUCCGGAUCUCAAACGUCGUGUUCUGCUUGCUGUUUUCGCCCUGAUCAUCGCAAAGUUCAUUACGGUUCUGUCGCCCUAUUUCUUUGCCUGGGCAACCGACGCAUUGACGGGCGAAACCGCCGGACUUCCUUCCUUUCUGGUCGCCCCGGUCAUGCUUGUGCUGGCUUACAACGCAGCCCGUGUCCUGGCGGUCGCCUUCAACCAGUUGCGCGAUGCACUUUUUGCGAGGGUCGGGCAACAUGCCGUGCGCCAGCUCGCGAUCAUGACUUUCCGGCACUUGCACAGACUUUCCCUGCGAUUCCAUCUGGCACGCCGCACAGGCGGUCUCAGCCGGGUUAUCGAACGCGGGGUCAAGGGUAUCGAGUCGAUUGUCCGCUUCACGAUCCUGAAUGGCGUUCCCACCGUAUUCGAAUUCGCCAUCAUGGCGGCUGUCAUCUGGUACCAGUUCGGUUUCUUCUAUGUCGUGAUCGUGGCAGUGAUGAUCGUUGCCUAUGUCUGGUUCACCAUCAAAUGUUCGAACUGGCGUAUCGAAAUUCGCCGGGAGAUGAACGACAGCGAUACGGAAGCCAAUUCCAAGGCAAUCGACAGCCUGCUGAAUUUCGAGACGGUCAAGUAUUUCGGCAACGAAAAAAUGGAAGCUUCGCGCUUCGACGCCUCGAUGGCGAAAUACGAAACGGCCGCGACAAAAACCUGGACAUCACUUGCCUGGCUCAACCUGGGUCAGACGGUAAUACUCGGUUUCGGCAUGGCCGCCUGUAUGGCCCUGUCGGCAAAGGCGGUGAUGACCGGUGAGCAGAAUAUCGGUGACUUUGUCCUGAUCAACGCGCUUUUGAUGCAGAUCUCCAUACCGUUGAAUUUCAUCGGUUUUCUCUAUCGUGAGAUCCGGCAGGGGCUGGCGGACAUAGAAGCCAUGUUCGACCUGUUGCUGGUUCCUGCGGAAAUAAUGGACAAGGAGAGUGCAGAGCCGCUGAAGGCUGUUGCUGGAAAGAUUGUCUUCAAAGACGUCAAAUUUCACUAUGACGCCGACCGUCACAUCCUGAAGGGCAUCAAUUUCGAGGUGCCGGCCGGAAAGACGAUUGCCAUUGUCGGUCCGUCGGGGGCAGGCAAGUCGACCAUUUCCCGGUUGCUGUUUAGGUUCUACGACGUGACGGACGGAGCAGUGGAAAUCGACGGCCAGGAUGUGCGAGACGUCACGCAGGCGAGCGUUCGCGAUGCCAUUGGAAUGGUGCCGCAGGACACGGUGCUCUUCAACGAUACCAUCGCCUACAACAUCCGCUACGGACGGCCGGAAGCCACUGAUGAGGAGGUUCGUGAAGCUGCCCGAAUGGCGCAGAUCCACGACUUCAUCGAAAAUCUGCCACAGGGUUAUGCGUCUGAGGUCGGUGAACGCGGGUUGAAGCUAUCCGGUGGUGAAAAGCAGCGCGUCGCGAUUGCACGGACGAUCCUGAAAUCGCCGCCGAUCCUUAUUCUGGACGAGGCCGGCCGGAUUGCCGAACGCGGCACGCAUACCGAGUUGCUGGACAAGGACGGUCUCUACGCAUCCAUGUGGGCGCGUCAGCGUGAAGCCGACGAAGCGGAAGAGCGGUUACGGGCCGCUCGCGAAAACGAUGAUCUGGGGAUCGUGACGAGAGGCGUUGACCUGCUGACGGAACGAACCGAUCUUCAGGGCAGCUUCUGCCGCUUCACGGCCUUUCAGCACAAAAUGUUCCCUGUAGAUUUUCGUGUGAUGAUCCGUUUCCUGGAAGUGGUGUGGGGUCAGCGAAACAGACAGGACCGGAACAUCUGUUUCAAGACCAGCCUGCAUCAAACCGCUGACCACCGCCUGAGCGACGAAAUCAUGCCGGUAAAUGCCACCGUCGACGACAAGGGCAGCCGCAGCGAUAGCUGCGUACUUUCCAGUUUGCGCAAGAUUUUUCGCGGCAAGCGGCAUCUCGAACGCACCAGGCACGUCAAACACGUCGAUGCUGUCCGCGGGGAUGACCUGCUGGAAGCCGACGAGCGCCUGGUCGACGAUAUCGGAGUGCCAUCCGGCUUUGAUGAAGGCAUAUCGGGUGUGUGUCAUUGA
Messenger RNA from Effrenium voratum, 4365 nucleotides. The record is from the annotation of a GenBank genome assembly. NCBI's taxonomy places the organism in Eukaryota, Dinophyceae, Suessiales, Symbiodiniaceae.